Molecule: messenger RNA, 4425 nt
Organism: Clupea harengus (Atlantic herring)
Lineage: Eukaryota; Metazoa; Chordata; Actinopteri; Clupeiformes; Clupeidae
Product: ATP-dependent RNA helicase DHX8
Biological process (GO): spliceosomal complex disassembly; mRNA splicing, via spliceosome
Cellular component (GO): intracellular anatomical structure; catalytic step 2 spliceosome
Molecular function (GO): RNA binding; RNA helicase activity; ATP binding
Source: RefSeq, a predicted model, not a curated record
AUAAAGUCAUAUAGCUGCGCGGUGCAGUGGACGAAUGUGGUCCUGGCGAGUUAGCGUUACUGAGUGAAAAAAACUUCGUGAAAAUGGAGGAACUUGGAGAAGAUGAGCUUAAAAAGCUCGAAUACUUGUCUUUGGUUUCUAAAGUUUGCACAGAACUCGACAACCAUCUGGGAAUAAGCGAUAAAGAUCUAGCGGAGUUUGUCAUCAGUUUAGCGGAGAAAAACCCGACGUUUGAUGCCUUCAAAUCAGUCCUUUUGAAGAAUGGCGCUGAAUUCAUGGACUCUCUCAUUGGUAAUUUACUUCGUCUCAUCCAAACGAUGCGGCCACCAUCAAAAACUUCACCGAGUAAAGUUGAACCAGUUGUUAAACCGAGGUCAGAAAAGGAGAAGCUGCGAGAGCUGUUCCCCGGUUUGUGCCGACCUGACAACCCUCCUAAAGUGCUGGAUGAAGAUGACGUUAAGAUAGCUGCUGAUGCCAUGAAAGAGCUGGAGAUGUUCAUGCCCAGUAGCGGCGGACCAGACUUGAAAAGCAGCAAGAAAAAGUCCGACACUGGAACCAGCAAGAGGAGGAGGAGCAGGAGCCGAAGUAAAGACAGAGAUCGGAAUAGGGACCGAGACAGAGAUCGGGAUAGGGACCGGGACAGAGAUCGGGAUAGGGGUCGGGACCGAGACAGAGAUCGGGAUGGGGGAAGAGACAGGGACAGGGAAAGAGACAGAGAUCGGGAUCGCGAUGGGGGCAGAGACAGGGUCAGGGAAAGAGACAGAGAUCGGGAUCGGGAUGGGGGAAGGGACAGGGAUAGAGACAGAGAUCGGGACCGAAGGCGAUAUAAUCGCUCCCGGUCCAGGUCUCAGUCACGGGACACGGAUAGGGAGCGCAAACAAGAGAGACCCAGGGUAAAGGAAAGCCGAUUCCGCUCCAAGAGUCGCUCCAGCAGCCCACAGAAGGACUCGGAUCGCUGGAAGGACAAACACGUGGACAGGCCUCCUCCAGAAGAGCCCUCCGUGGGAGACAUCUAUAGCGGCAAAGUCACCAGCAUCAUGCAGUUCGGUUGCUUUGUGCAGCUCGAAGGACUGAGGAAACGCUGGGAGGGCUUGGUUCACAUCUCUGAGCUCCGGCGAGAGGGCAGAGUGGCCAAUGUGGCAGAUGUAGUUAGCAAAGGUCAGAGGGUGAAGGUCAAGGUGCUGUCCUUCACUGGCUCCAAGACCAGUCUCAGCAUGAAGGACGUAGACCAGGACACAGGAGAGGACCUUAACCCCAACCGACGCAGAAAUGCUGAACCUGAGGAGACAGCCAUGAGGAACCCUGACCGACCCGUCAACCUCAACUUGGGCCAUGCACCUGAACUGGAGGACGAUAGCCUGGAGCGCAAGAGGCUAACCAAGAUAUCAGACCCUGAGAAGUGGGAAAUCAAACAGAUGAUUGCUGCCAAUGUAUUGUCCAAAGAGGAGUUUCCUGACUUCGACGAGGAAACUGGUAUCCUUCCUAAAGUGGACGACGAAGAAGAUGAGGAUCUGGAAAUUGAGCUUGUUGAAGAGGAGCCACCCUUCCUGAGGGGACACACUAAACAAAGCAUGGAUAUGAGUCCUGUCAAAAUAGUCAAGAACCCGGACGGCUCUCUGUCCCAGGCCGCCAUGAUGCAGAGCGCUCUGGCCAAGGAGCGGAGGGAGGUGAAGCAGGCCCAACGCGAGGCUGAGAUGGACUCCAUCCCCAUGGGCCUCAACAAGCACUGGGUGGACCCCCUGCCUGAUGUUGAUGGCAGGCAGAUCGCAGCCAACAUGAGGGGCAUUGGCAUGAUGCCCAACGACAUCCCUGAGUGGAAGAAGCACGCCUUUGGAGGAAACAAGGCCUCCUACGGGAAAAAGACCGCAAUGUCCAUCGUGGAGCAGAGGGAGAGUCUGCCCAUCUACAAGCUCAAGGAGCAGCUCAUUCAGGCGGUCCAUGAUAACCAGAUCCUGAUUGUGAUCGGUGAGACGGGCUCUGGGAAGACCACUCAGAUCACACAGUACCUGGCUGAGGCGGGCUACACCACCAGGGGGAAGAUCGGCUGCACCCAACCCAGAAGAGUGGCCGCCAUGUCUGUGGCCAAGAGGGUGUCUGAGGAGUACGGUUGCUGUCUGGGACAAGAGGUCGGCUACACCAUCCGUUUUGAAGACUGCACCAGUCCAGAGACGGUCAUCAAGUACAUGACAGACGGUAUGCUGCUCAGAGAAUGUCUCAUUGAUCCAGACCUUGGCCAGUAUGCCAUCAUCAUGUUGGACGAGGCCCACGAGAGGACCAUCCACACAGAUGUUCUCUUCGGCCUACUCAAAAAGACUGUUCAGAAACGCACGGAUAUGAAGCUGAUCGUCACGUCUGCCACGCUGGACGCCGUCAAGUUCUCCCAGUAUUUCUAUGAGGCGCCCAUCUUCACCAUUCCCGGUCGAACAUACCCCGUGGAGGUGCUCUACACCAAAGAGCCGGAGACGGACUACCUGGACGCCAGUCUGAUCACGGUCAUGCAGAUCCACCUGACUGAGCCCCCAGGUGACGUUCUGGUGUUCCUCACGGGUCAGGAGGAGAUCGACACGGCCUGUGAGAUUCUGUACGAGCGCAUGAAGUCUCUCGGGCCAGAUGUUCCUGAGCUCAUCAUCCUCCCUGUGUACUCUGCUCUGCCCAGCGAGAUGCAGACCAGGAUCUUCGAUCCAGCACCCCCUGGAAGCAGAAAGGUUGUCAUUGCCACCAACAUUGCAGAGACCUCCCUGACCAUCGAUGGGAUCUACUAUGUGGUGGACCCUGGUUUCGUGAAGCAGAAAGUGUACAAUUCUAAGACUGGUAUUGACCAGUUGGUGGUAACUCCAAUCUCUCAGGCCCAGGCUAAGCAGCGUGCAGGCAGAGCCGGCAGAACUGGCCCGGGGAAAACCUACAGGCUGUACACAGAGAGAGCUUACAGAGACGAGAUGCUCACCACCAACGUGCCUGAGAUCCAGAGAACCAACUUGGCCAGUACUGUGCUGUCUCUCAAGGCUAUGGGCAUCAAUGACCUGCUGUCCUUUGACUUCAUGGACGCCCCUCCCAUGGAGACCCUUAUUACAGCCAUGGAGCAACUCUAUACUCUGGGAGCCUUGGAUGAUGAGGGACUGCUCACACGUCUUGGUCGCAGGAUGGCAGAGUUUCCCUUGGAGCCCAUGCUGUGUAAGAUGUUGAUCAUGUCGGUGCAUCUGGGCUGCAGUGAGGAGAUGUUGACCAUUGUGUCCAUGCUCUCUGUGCAGAAUGUCUUCUACAGGCCAAAGGACAAGCAAGCUCUUGCCGAUCAGAAGAAGGCCAAGUUCCAUCAGCCUGAAGGAGACCAUCUGACCUUACUGGCUGUCUACAACUCCUGGAAGAACAACAAAUUCUCCAAUCCCUGGUGCUACGAGAACUUCAUCCAGGCACGAUCCCUGCGCCGAGCUCAGGAUAUCCGCAAACAGAUGCUGGGCAUCAUGGACCGGCAUAAGUUAGACGUGGUCUCUUGUGGAAAGGCCACGGUGCGUGUGCAGAAAGCGAUUUGCAGUGGCUUCUUCCGUAACGCUGCCAAGAAGGACCCGCAGGAGGGCUACAGAACCCUCAUCGACCAGCAGGUCGUCUACAUCCACCCCUCCAGUGCCCUGUUCAACCGACAGCCAGAGUGGGUGGUGUACCACGAGCUGGUGUUGACCACAAAAGAAUACAUGCGAGAGGUGACCACAAUUGACCCGCGCUGGCUGGUGGAGUUUUCUCCAGCUUUCUUCAAAGUCUCCGACCCCACACGCCUCAGCAAGCAGAAGAAGCAGCAGCGUCUGGAGCCGCUCUACAAUCGCUACGAAGAGCCCAACGCCUGGAGAAUUUCUAGAGCUUUCCGCAGACGAUAGUCUCUCACUUAUUUCGCAUGAGCUGACAGUUGUCCUGUUUAUUGUAAGAGCACUCAAAUGUCACACAAACAUUGUGUGAGAAUGAAGUCCUCCUGUAAAUAAAUGUAAACUUUAUUUUAUUCUCACUUCAAGACAUUUCUCAGAUUGUUGUAGACUAGGAAUGCUUCUUACCUUGGAAUAAUGUUUUUAUCUAGAGCUUAAUUGCUGUCUGUGCUUUUUGUAGAUAAUACAAUGAUAAAGGCCCCAUACUUACCAGUUCACAAAAUGCUGAUGAGCCAUGAGGCCCAAUAAAAUGACCACCGUAUAAAACAGGCCAGCUUCUAAGUGUUGGUACUUGUUUCACUGUUUUGGGUCCUUGUGUUCCUGUGCUUGCAACCUGUGAAACUGCAGUGCCCAUAACAUGCAGAGUCCCUGCAAGGUUUUCUUUUCCUUUUUAAUUAUGGACCAUGUAGAAAUAUUGGUGUACUGUUAUUUUCUCUGUUGAACAGGGUUAAUGUGUUCAAGAAUGUUGUGAACUUGGCCCCUUUCUAUGUUUAUUAAAAUGGUGGCUCUUGAUAUA